Molecule: messenger RNA, 768 nt
Organism: Impatiens glandulifera
Lineage: Eukaryota; Viridiplantae; Streptophyta; Magnoliopsida; Ericales; Balsaminaceae
Product: protein NDR1-like
Exons: 1
Coding region: 69-704 (211 amino acids)
Biological process (GO): defense response to other organism
Source: RefSeq, a predicted model, not a curated record
AGACCAUAAAAGUCCUUCAACCCUUCACAAAACACAAAUCAACUUCUCUCAUUUUGUCAUUUCCGACCAUGUCUGAUUCCGACAGCUGCUGCCGUUGCUGCACCAGCUUCAUUCUUACCUCCGGCUUAUCCGUUCUAUUCAUAUGGCUAAGUCUCCGGGCAUCUUUACCCACAUGUUACAUCCAACAAAUCUACCUUCCCGCCCUCAACAAAACCAACUCCGGCGACAACAAUCUCACCAAAAACACAACCCUUUUCUUCCAAAUCAAACUCGACAACAAGAACAAAGACAAGGGUGUUUACUAUGAUGCUCUCAAUCUAACCAUUUACUAUAGAUCCAAUCAAACCCUUCCAAUUGCAAACGCCACCUUGCCAGCGUUCCAUCGAGGACCUAAUAAAAAACAUUAUUGGUCCCAGCUCAUCACCACAUAUGGGAUUCCAUGGGAUGAAGCCAUUAGAUCAGCUUCCAAUACCUCAGGCGCGGUUUUCAGAGUCGGGUUAGAGACGGCGGUCAGGUUCAAGAUCUCCUUUUUUAAAACCAAGAGACACAGGCUAGCUGUCGGAGCUGACGUGGCAAUGAACGAUAUGGGUACUAAAAUCAGGAAAAAGGAUGUCAAGCUAUCUUCAUCGCCGCCGUCGCCUCUACUCCGGCGACGUAUGGAUCUCGUUCUAUGGACUGUAAUUCUCUUCUACUUUUUUAUGUAAAAAAAACCUAAAUUCAAUUAUUUGUGUAAUCAAAUUUAACUUCAAUUUCAAUGGCGGAAAUGGC